Molecule: messenger RNA, 895 nt
Organism: Erigeron canadensis
Lineage: Eukaryota; Viridiplantae; Streptophyta; Magnoliopsida; Asterales; Asteraceae
Product: transcription factor RAX2-like
Exons: 3
Coding region: 72-845 (257 amino acids)
Source: RefSeq, a predicted model, not a curated record
AGUCUAUAACUUCAUCUUGAAGAAAAAGUUCCAUAUAAGCUAGCUAGAUUUUAGGGCUUAUAAUAUACAAGAUGGGUAGGUCUCCAUGUUGUGAUAAAACAAAACUGAAGAGAGGACCAUGGUCACCUGAAGAAGAUUCCAUCCUUAGAAAUCAUAUUCAAAACCAUGGCACUGGUGGCAAUUGGAUUUCCUUGCCUCAUAAAGCAGGGCUUAAACGAUGUGGGAAAAGCUGUCGGUUGAGAUGGCUAAACUAUCUAAGACCCGAUAUAAAGCUAGGAGGAUUUACCGAAGAAGAAGACGAUAUUAUCUCAUCUCUCUAUGCGAAUAUUGGAAGCAGGUGGUCUGUCAUAGCGUCUCAUUUAGAAGGAAGGACCGAUAACGAUGUCAAGAAUCACUGGAACACCAAAUUAAAGAAGAAACUAAUGGCAUCACAUAACUCUACCAUCACUACUACUACUACAAGUAGCGUUACCUCCAUCAAUCCAAUGCAAUUCGGCUCAACUCCAACGUUUCUACCAAAACAAGAAGUAGUCGAUCACAUUCCACACAUUGUAAAUAAUAAUAACCACAUUGUGGAUUACUACAUGACAACGGAUUAUCAACAACCGAUGAUAUCAAGUUCAUAUAGUUGUGGUUUAAUUAAUGUUAAUUCAUCGUCUUCUCAAGAGAAUCACGGUCUGUCAUCUCCUAGUGCAUUCUUGAUGGAAAAUGAAUAUGCUACUUGGUCUGAAAAUAGUGGUGAAGCGACGACGACGGACUCCAUUGAUGAUAUUUUUACAGGAUUUGAUUUCAGACAACUGCUUGGUGAAGUUGCUAAUUUUAACUAUUCAUCUCAAAUUGGAUAAAAUAUGUUUAAUUAGAUGGACACUUAUACGUAGUGUUAUAUAUAUAUAUA